This is a messenger RNA of Electrophorus electricus (electric eel), 1482 nucleotides long. RefSeq names its product heat shock protein, alpha-crystallin-related, b6 (gene hspb6). Gene Ontology annotation, cellular component: cytoplasm; nucleus. The record is from RefSeq and is a predicted model, not a curated record. Gene Ontology annotation, biological process: response to heat; negative regulation of apoptotic process; protein refolding. Lineage: Eukaryota; Metazoa; Chordata; Actinopteri; Gymnotiformes; Gymnotidae.
AUCCCCAGAGGUUAAAAAGAUGGGCACGGUGCUUUCCCCCUCACGUGUUGCACUAUGUGGGACAAGCACGCUUAAUAACGCUAUUAUCUUAUUUAUAGCCCACUAGAUACGGUUCAAGCCGACAAAAUAACUUAUUGCAUUCCACAUAAGAACCCCACAAUUACGUGAUACCGGCGGUUACACAGGUCACAGUGACACUGACAAACACAUUUUACUUAACUAAGCGGAUAAUAUAGCCACGGGGUAAAAAUUAUAUCUUUAGGUGAUCCAUCAGAAUAUAAACAUAAAGGCAUAGGAUUACGCAGUGUAUACAGAUUAACUGGGGAAUCAUCCCUGCAGAAAAAUGUUUCCUAGGAAAAUAAACAGUUGAUGACCAAUCAAGGAGUCUUUGGACAGGUUCCGCGGUACCAUUUUACAUAACAGAAGCCUCAAACAUAAAAGGGGCGCAAAACGUCCAGCCGGGAGAACGAUUCGCCAGAAUAAGAGCAACGCGUCUUCCCCUUAGAAAUUAUUUAUAUUUGUAUAAAUAUAUUGUUCAGUCGCAGAGCAGGAAUGGAUUUCGACUUGCUUCCUAACUUGCCCGUAUGCGGUAUCCCUUGGGAUCGGGUUCUGCGUCCCUUAUUGCCUCGUCUGAGCGGGACCGUAGGACCUUACUCAUGGACUCCGUCCGAUCUUCUCAUUCCAGUUUCUGAACAUGCAGGGGCGGCACAGGUUGUUUGUGACCAGAGUGGAUUUACUGUGCAACUUGACGUAAGACACUUCAACCCUGAGGAACUCCUGGUCAAAGUCACAGGGGACUACAUUGUGGUAGAAGGAAAACAUGAACAGAGAAAGGAUGGAUCAGGGCUGGUGACCCGACAGUUUAACCGAAGGUACCGCAUCCCAGAUGGUGUGGAUACCAUGGCCCUGGAGUCUGCAGUGUCUCCAGAAGGAAUGCUGGUGAUUUCUGCACCCAUGUUACAAGACAAGAACUCCUCAUCACUUGUGCACUCUGCACCAUGAUGCAUAGACUAACACAGGCAUCAAUGGUGACACAAGCCAACACCUUCCACUACUGUUAGAAUUCUUUCAUGAGAUGUUUCACUCACUAAAAAAGGUGAACAUGAUAAAAAAAACAGACCAAUUUUUCUCUACACUGAAGCUGGAGAGUCCAAUUCAAAUAUGCCUAUCCCAAACAUAUUUGGUAGCAAGUCAAACAUGUCAUGUCAUCCUUUUAAUCUGGUAUUGCAUCAGGUUUAGGCUUUCUGGAAUGUUGAAGACUCCAGAUCCAAGCCCAUCUCAGAAUUUCCAGGAAUACUUAUAGUAGCUGCCAUUUACUACUGAUGUUUGCACACAUCAGGGCUGGACUUCUCAGUUAACACCAACCAUUUGUGAUUGAUGAGUGAUUCCUUGUUGUACAUAUUCCUAAAUAGUUUGUUUUAAGUGGGUGAGAUUUUUAUAUAUGUGUGUGUGUGUGUGUGUGUGUGUGUGUGUGUGUGUGUG